UACAUGAGAAAGAUUAGCUGAAUACUCUAGGAUGUAAUUUACUUUCUUAAGCAGUGGCUAUUAUUCAUGUCUUUAAUUCAGCCAAGGGAAGAGAUGGUGCUAAGUGGAAAAUACAAGACUGGUGAACAAAUACUUCGUCUAGCAAAUGAAAGAUUUGCAGUUCCAGAAAUACUCUUCCAUCCUUCGGAUAUUGGUAUUCAAGAGAUGGGAAUUCCUGAAGCCAUUGUUUAUUCUAUUCAGAAUUUACCUGAAGAAAUGCAGCCUCAUUUCUUCAAGAAUAUAGUUCUCACUGGCGGAAACACCCUUUUUCCAGGCUUCAGAGAUCGCGUUUAUUCUGAAGUUCGAUGUCUUACUCCUACUGAUUAUGAUGUUUCUGUUGUUCUUCCUGAAAACCCUAUUACUUAUUCUUGGGAAGGUGGGAAGCUCAUUUCUGAAAAUGAUGAUUUUGAAGACAUGGUAGUAACUAGAGAAGAUUAUGAAGAACAUGGACACAACAUCUGUGAAGAGAAAUUUGAUAUAUAGGUAGCAUAGUUGAAUACAGUGUUAUUCCAUUGUUUUACUCAGAAUGGAACUCUGAACCACAACCUGUUUUCUUCUAGUUAGGAUUGUGUUUUAGCUUUCCUGUAUUUAAGUGGGUUGGGAAAAAUAAUUUUCAGAGUUUAAAAAUAAGGUUUUACAAGCCUAAUACUAUGAAAUAAUAUGUUCAUUGUCAUUUCAGUACGUUCUCAUCUUUUCCUGUAGCUUCUUUGUAUUCUUAUUGCAGAUAACCUCAGUGCAUCAAUAAAAAUACUGAAUGCGGGUACUAGUGUGACACUAAUA
Molecule: messenger RNA, 819 nt
Organism: Antrostomus carolinensis (chuck-will's-widow)
Lineage: Eukaryota; Metazoa; Chordata; Aves; Caprimulgiformes; Caprimulgidae
Product: actin-related protein 6
Exons: 3
Coding region: 67-522 (151 amino acids)
Source: RefSeq, a predicted model, not a curated record